This is a messenger RNA of Saccostrea cuccullata (small rock oyster), 1380 nucleotides long. Its product is annotated as early endosome antigen 1-like. The transcript has 12 exons. Gene Ontology annotation, cellular component: early endosome. NCBI's taxonomy places the organism in Eukaryota, Metazoa, Mollusca, Bivalvia, Ostreida, Ostreidae. The record is from RefSeq and is a predicted model, not a curated record. Gene Ontology annotation, biological process: endocytosis. The annotation marks the transcript as partial. Gene Ontology annotation, molecular function: 1-phosphatidylinositol binding; metal ion binding.
GACCUCCAAGAGAAGUCAGAGAAAUCUGUUAAGGAAGCUGAAGGACUGAAAUCAGAAAAUACAGAUCUUCAAAGGAAGAUGGAAGAUCUUCAAAGGGAGCUAACUGACUCCAAAGAAAAAACGACGGAACUCAACCAGUCAUUUGAUGAGCUCAGUGAGAUUCGGAGUGCCAUGAAUACACAGAUGGUUCAGUUAGACAAAGAACUGUCAGAAUUCAAAGAGAAAGCAGAGAAAUACAAAGGAGAAAAGGAAAGUUUGGAAUCAGAAGUGGAGGAAUUAGAAAGAAAAUACGGAGAGACAAAGAUCACCAGUGAUUCCUACGAAAAAGAUAUAGAGAACCUGACCAAGAGUCUGGAUAAAGAAAAGUCCGAGAGGAAACAGGAAGUUAAAAGUCUUGAAGAGGCUAAAGAUCUCCUUAUUAGCCAGAAACUGGAAUUGUCCAAUCAAAUUAAAGAUCUUAACCAACAACUAGAACAGGUGAAGUCUAAACAAAAAGAGGAAUUAGAGGCAUCUAGAAACACACAACAGACCUUGCGAGAAGAAAGCACCAAACUGCACACUAAACUGACUGCUGCUGAAGAAGAGCGUGAGGCCAUUCAGAGACAAGCGGAUGAAGAAAGGGCAAAGUUCGAAGUUCAGAUGUCAGUUCUAAAUGAGAACUUGACCACUAUACGAGGAGAUCUUGUGUCCACUCAGACAGCUUACGACGAGGCGAACAAACUCAACGAUCAACUCAGAGGGGAGAAACUAGAAAUGGAGGCCAAAUUAGAAAAUAACAAUGAUGAAAGAAGAAUUUUACUUGAAAGAUGUUUAACAAGUGAAGAAGAAUGUGAAAAAUUGAGACAGAAGUCAACAGAUCUGAAACGUAAACUAGACGAUACUCAGGCGGCUUUACAGGAACUAGGGAGAGAGAACCAGUCUCUACAGAUCACCACUACAAAGGUGAGCAGUAGGAAAUGGGCGGAUGACAACGAUGUCAAAGAGUGUAUGGGAUGUAAUAAGGGAUUCUCUGUCACUGUCAGACGGCAUCAUUGCCGGAACUGCGGAAACAUUUUUUGUAAUGACUGUUCUUCACGAGAGGCCAAAAUUGUGUCGUCCAAAAAACCUCAUCACUGUAGAAACUGUGGAAAUAUAUUCUGUAACGAUUGCUCAUCCAAAGAAGCGAGGCUCGCGCUGGCUAAAAAACCAGUCCGCGUGUGUGAUAACUGUUUCAGGGACAUCACUCGCAAAAAAUGAAGAUAAAAAGAGCAUAUGUCUGUUUUGUAAAUACCCGAGUGACUAUGGAAACAUGAGCAGGGAAAUACAUGGGCUAGAAAAACUGACCACAACUCUAGUGCUGCAAAAUUUUGUUUCCCUUUGACUCUUCAAAAGACAUUACUA